Molecule: messenger RNA, 2546 nt
Organism: Pyrus x bretschneideri (Chinese white pear)
Lineage: Eukaryota; Viridiplantae; Streptophyta; Magnoliopsida; Rosales; Rosaceae
Exons: 2
Coding region: 448-2226 (592 amino acids)
Molecular function (GO): calmodulin binding
Source: RefSeq, a predicted model, not a curated record
CACAAUUCAAUCUUCUCAGUUUGGAUUUUGGAAUUUUUGGAUUUUAGAAGAACCCCCCCAAAAUAGCAUAAAGUUGGUGGGACCAAACCAAAUUCCACACUAGUAUUUCUCUCUCUUGUAUUUUCCUUGGAUUCUAUAGCAAACGUGCAAGGCGCUGAGAAGAGAACCCCACCAAACCAAAACCAGAAGAAAACUGGAAACAGUUGCUUGCUUGCACGAUCUCUGAAGCAAAAUCCCUCCCACCCAAAAAGGAAAAGAGCAAAAAGCAGUGGCCUUUACUCUCCUCUCUCUCUCUCUCUCUCUCUCUCUCUCUCUCUCCUCUUUUUUCUUCCUCCUUGAGCAGGCCUCAUUCAUUCGUAACCUUUUCAUUCGCUUUCUGGUUGAAUAGCAGACUAUCAAAAAGGAUUAUCUGUUCUAAGAUUUGUCUGAAAUAUCUCACUCCUUCUGAUGGAUGAUUUGAGUAUCAAUUUACCAGUGACCUGUGAAACAACUAAACCAGAGGAGCGUAAUCCAAGAAGGAAUUCUACAGGGAAAAUAUUCUCAUCAAACACUGGAGAAAAGAUUCCUCAUUAUCUCAGAGCUUCCACUGGUUCCUGUCAUGACAACUGUAAAUAUGGGAGGAAACAUGAAGAGGAAGUGAAGGCGAAAUGUCCUAUAAAGUUUGCACCAAGAAGGCUUCAAACAAAAUCACCUUGCAACCAAAGUCCAGAAGAGAGUAUGGUUAUUCCUGAGAGGAAGAAUGUGUCUGUGGUCAAGAUCAAACCCUCGCCUGAUUUGAAUACUCUUUUGCCUGAUACCUGUAACAUUACCAAGCAGCGAGUGUCAAAAAAAUCCAUUGACAGCCAAAGUUCUGUUGGGAGUGAGACUCUAGCCGAGAGUAAGAAGACAUCAUCAGCCAAGCCCAAAUUGCCAUCCUUUUCGAAACCCCAUGUCAACGCUGCAUCUAAAACCAUGAAGCAGGAAGUUCCAUCCUCUCUUGAUUCCUGUUCAAAACCCCAUGUCUCUGCUGUGCCUAAAGCCAUGAAGCAGGAAGUUUCACCAUCUCCUGAUAAACUGGAAGUCUCUUCAAAGAAGGGUUCAAUAGGACCUAAGGAAAAGAACUUGUUUGUAAAGCAUGUCACUUCUUCGAAGCCCAAAUCUUUGGCAGUGAAGGAGUUUCCAUCUCCUGAUAUUUCAGGAGGUUUAACUGCUCUGAGAAACCGUGAUUCAUUGAUAGUCCGAAGGACUGGGACCUCUUUCAAGAUAAAAUCUUCAGCUUUGAAGCAAGUGUCUUCUCCUGAAUCUGCAGGAGGUUUUAAAGGCAAAUCUAACAGUGAUGGUAAGAUAGGCAAGAGGGCUGGAGCUUCUGUAGUGACUUUGAAGAAAGUAUUGCCGUCCCCAAGAACAUCACUGUCCCCCAAACCUUCUCUCAGGGGAGUUGCAAGCUUAAAAGCACGGAAGAACAGGCCCGUGAACGUUGUGUCUCCUCUUAAGAACCAGAACAGGAAAGCUCAACCUAAGCAAGUCAAUGACAAAGAGGUACAGGAGAAGACCUUGUAUGUCAUCAAGGUUGAAACUGAGAACAACAAACCUCUGGAAUCUGAUCAGAACAAAAUUUGUGAAGUUGAACCAUCGCCACCUUCAGUGUUGUCGACAUCACCCAAGUCAGUAUCUGUCCAAAACUCUGAGCCCUUUUCAUCCCUUGAAGGCGAAGAUGAAGGGUCAGGAUAUACAAUGAGCGAAACAGAAGCUAGCUCUUUCUCAGAAGACAAUGAAGUUGACCAUAUUGACAAUUCAGAGAUCCUAGGCAAGGAUGGCAAAGGGAAACCCAGAAAGUCAGGGAUGGUUUGCUCUGAAGACAAGGAUGGCGAAACUUUAAAAUUCAGGAGGGGAAAGAUUGUCGACAUACAAUUUGAGAGUACUAAUCCAAGGAGGCUCAAAUUUAGGCGAGGAAUAGUGUUGGGAGAGAACCAAAGUGUCAAAGCUGGUUCCUUCAGGCGAAGCUUUAAGAAGAGAGGUGUCGAUGCUGAUACAGUCAGUACCGAACCUGGUGCAGAAAAGGUUGUUUUGAGACAUCAAGAUGUUCAGGGAAAGAAAGAUGAGAAGGGUUUGUUUAACAACGUGAUCGAGGAGACAGCAAGUAAACUCGCUGAAACCAGGAAGAGUAAGGUCAAGGCCUUGGUUGGUGCUUUUGAAACAGUCAUCUCACUACAAGAGCGCAAGCCUUCUGCAAAUGCUGUCGCUUGAGUUGGGAAAAGAAUAGUGGAGAAUAAACCAGGGCUUGUAACGCGAGUUAAACAAGCUUAUGGAUGUGCAAAACUGUAAAGGUAGAUUGCUUCAGUUGGUGUUAGACGGCCUUGAUGCAGAUUUGAAUACGAGUCAAGCAUGCCUAGAAACUUAACAUACCUCAUUUGGUUUUUGUGGAGAGUAUGCAUUUUCUUCCUUUUCUCUUGAGUUUCAUACCAGAUACAUGUUUUGAGUCUUGACUGAAUAAAACAGUUAUAAUCCUGCUGAUUAGUUGUAGUAUCGUUUUACUUUGUUCUUAAUAAAGUUACUAUUAACUGUAA